CGCUCGUCCAGAUUCUCACGAGAGUAGCGUCACUUCAUGUUUGUCAGUGAUGGUAGCAGUGGUUAGCAAGCGGAUUGACAGAACUUGAAAUGGACUGAGGUAUGCCGAGCAAACAUCACAUUAGAAAGCAAGUUCCAGCAUUGCUCUACAAAGCCCCGCCAGUGCGAGGAUGUUCCCCGGCCUCUCUCAGAGACCAUGGCAAGUCUUCUGCAGGGUCUACCUGCAUCACAGAUCCCCCCUGUCACAACGACCCCCCUGGGUUGCCCGACCAUGCUACGGCUGGCAGAAUGGAGGGAUACACAGUCUGUGGUUGAGCCUUCCAGACUAUCGCGUAGCUUCUCUCACUUUGGGCCACGUACAGUACUACUCUACCUCCGGCAGUAGUAAAGACGGACCACCGUCACCACCAGGUCCAGACAGUCCUCCUACUGCAGAGAAGGUGUUAGCUGGGGCAGCACAGCCCUCUUCAGACCCAACAGCAUUUAGUCAUUCUGGGGCACCUCUCAGGCUGACUAAAGCAGAGACCAUUCAAGUGAAAGUGCGGGCUGUUCUGAAGAAGAGGGAUUAUGGAUCUAAGUACACUCAGAACAACUUUAUCACUGCAGUCAGAGCCAUGAAUGAGUUCUGUCUCAAACCAAGUGACCUGGAGCAGCUAAGGAAGAUCCGUAGACGCAGCCCCCAUGAUGACACAGAGGCGUUCACUGUUUUCCUGCGGUCAGACGUCGAGGCCAAAGCUCUAGAUGUGUGGGGAAGUCCAGAAGCCCUUGACAGAGAGAGGAAACUCAGGAAAGAGGUGGAGAGAGAGUACGAAGAAAAUAUUUUCCGGAAUCAGCAACUGCUGAAAGAAUACAAAGAUUUCUGGGGUAACACAAAGCCUCGAUCAGGCAAGAGGGCGACAUUUUCACAAGGACCAGGGAAGGUAGUGAUGGUGGCAAUAUGCAUCAAUGGACUUAAUUUUAUCUUCAAGCUUCUGGCUUGGGUGUACACUGGAUCAGCCAGCAUGUUCUCAGAAGCCAUCCACUCCCUAGCUGACACCUGCAACCAGGCUCUUCUUGCACUUGGAAUCAGCCAGUCUGUCCGGAAUCCUGAUGCUGUCCACCCAUAUGGUUUCUCCAAUAUGCGCUACAUUGCCUCACUCAUCAGUGGAGUGGGUAUCUUUAUGAUGGGAGCGGGUCUCUCCUGGUAUCAUGGCAUCAUGGGAUUGCUGCACCCACAGCAAAUUGAAUCCCUGCUCUGGGCAUACUGUAUUUUAGCUGGAUCUUUGGUGUCGGAAGGAGCAACACUACUAGUAGCAAUCAACGAAAUAAAAAAGAGUGCUCAACAGCAUGAAAUUUCUUUCUAUGAAUAUGUGAUGCAGAGUCGAGACCCCAGCACUAACGUCGUCCUGCUGGAAGAUGCUGCUGCUGUUCUUGGAGUCAUCAUGGCUGCCAGCUGCAUGGGACUCACCUCCCUCACAGGUAACCCCUACUACGACAGCUUGGGCUCGCUGGGCGUGGGCACCUUGCUGGGCGCUGUGUCGGCCUUCCUCAUCUACACCAACACAGAGGCACUUCUGGGGAGAUCCAUUCAGGCCGAGCACGUACAGAAGCUCACAGAGUUUCUGGAGAAUGACCCUGCCGUCAGGGCCAUCCAUGAUGUGAAGGCCACGGACAUGGGGCUGAGUAAAGUGCGCUUCAAGGCAGAGGUGGACUUCGACGGGCGAGUGGUGACACGCUCUUACCUGGAGAAGCAGGACAUCGAACAGAUUCUCACCGAGAUCCAGCAGGUCAAGACCGCUGAGGAGUUGGAGAGCUUCAUGCUGAAGCAUGGGGAGAACAUCAUUGACACCCUGGGAGCAGAGGUGGACCGUCUGGAGAAAGAGCUCAAGCAACGUAACCCAGAAGUUCGACACGUAGAUCUGGAGAUCCUAUAACGCUACAAAAAUCUGCUCUUAGAAAAGUCCCACCACAGCACGAAGGAAGUAGAGGGUUGGGGGAGGGAUAGCGGCCAAGCCAAACCUCUGCUCUCAUCCUCCCAUUCCCUGCAUCAUCUACCCUCGCCUUGGUUCCCAUUCAUCCUCUUAUCCCCACUCAUCAGAAGAAGUCUUACUGUAGAAUAGUCUGAAACACCUGAGCCAGAAAUCACGCUGGAACGGUAUUGUGGUCCUUUUCUGUUUUCUUUUAACUGAACCAUGCCAUGUGCUGCAGUGUCACAGGGGGGUUUAUGGAAAGACAAUAAAACAAAAAAAUAGAAAGGCAGAGCUGUAGUAGAGACAUACAUGGUGUGUCAGUGUAUUUAUGGAAGCACAGGCUCCAAACAACUUUGUUUCGGUGUGAUUUGUUUUUUGUUUUAAGCUGGCAAUGCACCGUUUUCUAUUUGGUUUAGCUGACUUGUGUUCAUGUGUCAACAUGAAUUGUCAAGUCAGCAGAUACCAAGACAACUAAACAGAUAAUGGUCUUUCUGAUUGGUAUCAGUCACACAUAUAGUACAAAAUGCUAUCGAGCUGUGAAGAAUCAUAACCCAUCUGGAGGUACGCUUUUUAUGUUUAUAACAAAACACAGAUUUUAAGCUUUUGAGUUAUUUUGAGGUAAGCUUUGAAGUUUGUGGAAAAAGUAUUUCACACGAUAUAUUGUUAAAGCAAAAGCUCAAGCACAAAAAAAUUGACUACAAAUGUAUGUAAUAGUAUCUAUGAGCUUAGUGAUGAGAUUGUAUACCAUGGUAUAUGAAUAUAACAUAGAUGAAGGAAAACAAGGCUUUUUCUUUUUUUCCACCUAUUUACCAGAUUUGAGUGAGCUCACAGUUUGAAGGCUUCAAUGAUGAACUUUAUAGACACUGUUAAGACUAUCAAAGUAAUAGCAUAUACAGAUGUUCGAAAACCAAGUAAAUUUAAGUAAUUGAUGUUCGAGUAAGAUAAACCUAGUCAUCAUGCAAGUCCUCGGAAGCAUCUGAAUUAUUACCUGGAAAUGUUCUCUUUACCUUAACACCUCCCAUCAUCCAUACAGCUGCAUCAUCCAUACAGCUGCAUCAUCCCUUCUCAGAUGCAGUAGUAGGCUACAUCCCUCUUCGAGUCGCUGUUGCUGCACUGACUUCCUCCGAACAGGAGGAUGGUCACCUGUUUGCGCUAUCAGUAGCUUGUUCGCAGAAGACAGAUAGUAUGUUUGGCUCCAAAGAUGAAGUACUCUAUGGACAUCCACAGAGAGAAUCCCCUCUCCCUCCUCCCUCUCUUAGCCAGUGUAAAUAGUAGUUCUGUCGUGGGAUGUGACAUGAUGUAAAAUUAUAAAUGAUAAACCCUGUUUUCAUUUAUUUUAUUUUUUCUUACAUUUUUGGUAGACUGUUUUCUGUAAAGAAAAUGGAUUUAGCACUGACUCUGCAGUUGUAUGGUAUACAUCAAUACCCAUCAAUCUGUGGUUUGUGGCGUAGGUACCUUAUGCUCACUGCGCAGACCAAGAUGGUGAUGUACAUACAGGUGUAUUCUCAUUGUCAACCUUCUGUGCUUCAUUAACCUGGUCAAACCUGCAUUGGAUUCAAUGGCCGUGCUUGUCAGGCUGAUUCAGGGUGCAGGAUACUGGUCUGCACUUUCAGUCAUGAGUGAAAAGCUGAGUACUUUCUAAGAUGGGAGCUUGUGUUUAGUUUUGUAAUGCAGGGAGUUGAGGUGGAUAUAUCUUCUUUUCUUUUUUUUAAGGUGUUUAUUGAUUGUCAUAUUGCCCUUUUGUUAAAAUAAUGUAACUACUGCUGAAGGACUUUAAAUUAAUUGAAAUUAAUUUAUUAAAUCAUAUUUAGCCUUUUUGCUUUUGGA
Messenger RNA from Osmerus eperlanus (European smelt), 3775 nucleotides. RefSeq names its product solute carrier family 30 member 9 (gene slc30a9). Gene Ontology annotation, cellular component: membrane; endoplasmic reticulum. Lineage: Eukaryota; Metazoa; Chordata; Actinopteri; Osmeriformes; Osmeridae. Gene Ontology annotation, molecular function: monoatomic cation transmembrane transporter activity. Gene Ontology annotation, biological process: intracellular zinc ion homeostasis; zinc ion transport; transmembrane transport. The transcript has 20 exons. The record is from RefSeq and is a predicted model, not a curated record. Bases 170 to 1912 code for a protein of 580 amino acids.